Molecule: messenger RNA, 1384 nt
Organism: Dendroctonus ponderosae (mountain pine beetle)
Lineage: Eukaryota; Metazoa; Arthropoda; Insecta; Coleoptera; Curculionidae
Product: opsin, ultraviolet-sensitive
Exons: 6
Coding region: 39-1157 (372 amino acids)
Biological process (GO): G protein-coupled receptor signaling pathway; visual perception
Cellular component (GO): membrane
Molecular function (GO): G protein-coupled receptor activity
Source: RefSeq, a predicted model, not a curated record
UGACCGCUCCAGUCUUCCCAUAGUGUUUAGGCUAGAAAAUGAGUGUUUUCAACUGGACUAGAGACCCAUAUUACGACGCUCGAAUAAAAGAUGCUUCUGGCAUUCCGCACACUUUGGGCUGGAACCUGGGGCCGGAAGAUCUGUCCCAUAUCCCUGACCAUUGGCUGAUUUAUCCGGAGCCCGACAAGAGCUUGCAUAUGCUGUUAGGAAUGAUCUACGUGUUCUUUUUCGUGGCUUCAAUGAUCGGCAAUGGGUUGGUGUUGUGGAUUUUUACCACGGCAAAGUCCUUAAGAACUGCCUCCAACAUGUUCGUGGUAAAUUUGGCCUUUUGCGACUUUAUGAUGAUGCUGAAAGCGCCGAUUUUCCUUUACAAUUCCUUCCACUUCGGGUUCGCCACAGGCCACACGGGGUGCCAAGUCUUUGCCGGCAUGGGCACCCUUUCAGGAAUAGGGGCUGGAAUGACGAACGCUGCUAUUGCAUACGACCGGUACAGCACCAUAACGAAGCCAUUCGAUGGCAAAAUUACACGAACCAAGGCCAUGCUAAUUGUUCUUCUCAUUUGGUUCUACACUGUCCCAUGGGUGGUGAUGCCCAUUCUGGAGAUCUGGGGAAGAUAUGUGCCCGAGGGAUUUCUUACUGCCUGCUCUUUUGACUACCUUACCAGAACAUUCGACAAUCGCCUGUUUAUCGGGGCGAUUUUCACUUUUUCCUAUGUGAUUCCCAUGCUGAUGAUCAUCUACUUCUACAGCCAGAUCGUCAGCAAGGUCUUCAGUCAUGAGAAGGCCUUAAGGGAACAGGCGAAAAAAAUGAACGUGGAAUCCCUAAGAGCCAACCAACAACACAACUCCGAAUCUGCAGAAUUGCGAAUAGCCAAGGCCGCAAUCACCGUCUGCUUCCUAUUCGUUGUUUCCUGGACUCCCUACGCGGUGCUCGCUCUAAUUGGGGCCUUCGGCGACCAAUCUUUGCUUACCCCCGCAGUCUCAAUGAUUCCGGCCUUGAAUUGCAAAUUGGUGGCCUGCAUCGACCCCUACAUCUACGCUAUCAGUCACCCGAAGUUCCGGAUCGAACUUCAAAAGCGACUGCCGUGGUUGGCCAUUCACGAGAAGGAUGGCGCUGAGACACAGUCGGUGGCCACUGAGCAACAAGCCGCCGCAUAAAUCAACCUUAAGGAUUUUUUGAAAAUGUAGAAAAUUCCGGGAGCAAACUUCAGUAGAAUAAUGUCCAAUAUUGGAUGGAUGGGAAAGCAAGUAAAAUCUUUUUUGAGGCAAACGCUCAUCAAUCCUCAAGAUGAAUUGUACCUACCUAUAAAGGGUUAUUCUCGCUAUACGGCACGGACGUUUGCGGCUAGCCCGUUUGUUUUUUGCAAAGUAUUAUUUGAUGAAUC